Molecule: messenger RNA, 1557 nt
Organism: Stylonychia lemnae
Lineage: Eukaryota; Ciliophora; Spirotrichea; Sporadotrichida; Oxytrichidae
Source: the annotation of a GenBank genome assembly
AUGGGAAACUGCUGUAUGCGUGUGGGCAUUACCACUAGAACUGAUGAAAGAAGAAUGCAUAAGAAAUCCAUUACAAAAAAAUCAAAUAAGCCAUCAUAAAUAAGAGAUCAAAUGAAUCAUUUUGAGGAGAAUCAAUCAGAGAUAGAUCGAUAAUUACUUAUCUCCUCAAGCUAGACCCAAGAAAACUUCAUUUCCCAUUCUAGUGUGAGUGAAUCAUCCUAUUAUAAACGAAAUUCAGAAUCUAAAUCUAAGAAUAAGCAUACCUCACGGAUAAGUGAAAAGUAUAAUCUUAUAAGAUCUCUUCAUCAGCAAGAGGAUCAAAGACUUACAGAUCAUUUUCAUAAAAGUCUUAUCUCUUCUCAGAGAUAAACCAUUGCUAAUAAUAAAAUGGAUAAAUCUGAUUCAAAAAUCUAAAAUGAUAGGAGAAUCAAUAAUAUAGAAGACUCAAUAAUUUCAAAUUCAUCUAACUAAAACAAUUUAAAUGAUAAAAAUUGUGACCCAUAUUUUGUCUUUGAAAAUUCUUAAAAUCUCAAUGAUAACCAAUAAGGUAUUCAACAAUCAGCAAGUACUAAAACAAAAACAAAAACAUAAAAGUCAUCCUCAUCAAAUCUUAUUGCAAUGAUUGAACAGAAACUUAUUAGAAAAACCAGAAUUACUAUAGCAAUGUAAAACAAGCGCAAAAGACACAACACUUUAAAGUAAAAUAAACCAAGUUUUAAUGAUAUUAAUUUCGAUAAGAUGGAAGAUCUCCAUCAUCAUGAAAGAGAAACUAUGCUAAAAGGAUUGAAAUAUUCCCUAAUGAAAUCUAUUAUUGACAAUAGUUAGGAUCAUGGUAAAAGAUAAAGAUCUUAAUCUUAAGAAAAGUUGAAAACAUCUUAAACUAACAUCAUCAAAAAACAUUAAGAGAAUGAAGAGAUAACAUACCUGAUAACUGAAGACAUUGAAGAUGAUUAAGAUUCAUUCAUUGAAGAUGUUUUUGAUUUGGAAAAAAACAGAGAUAACCUGGAAGAUAUAAGAAAUGAACCCUUAAAAAAUAUCAAUAAUUUUGUAAAGAGUCUGAAAAAGACAAAUACAAACAUUGGUUUAAAGAAUAGAGAUAAUAUUAAUUUAAUUGGGCAUAACUAAAAAGCCAAAGGGUAAUCUCCAUCCACUAAAAUAUCAAGAUAAAAUACGAUGAAUCCAAACCAAAAGGAAUAGGUAUAAUACAAUAAAGUAGAUAUGUUUGAGAAUCACAUCACAUACAAAGCUUAAAUUGAGGGAGAUAGAAUUGAUGAAAUGCUAGAAAAUUUUGUAAAACAUUAUAAAGUCAGGGUUCCCAUCACUCGUAUUGACCAGUCAAAGUAUUUGUUUGGAAUGAGACUUUUUCAUGCUUAGAUUAUUAAUGGAAUUCUCAUGGUAAGAGUAGGAGGAGGAUUUAUGACUAUGGAGUAAUUCGUAGAUAAACAUAGCACUAAAGAGAUUUUCUAAUUGAGAGUAAGAAUGGCAAAGGAUAAGAAAAAAAUUAAUAAGAUCAUCACAGAAAUAGCUGAUAAGUAUAAGAUAAAGAAAUUUACAUGA